ACUGCAUUGAAACCAAUCUGCACCGGUAAUUGCAACAUUCUUCAAAGCUCUAUCCACUUCGAAAACCAAACACUUUUAACUCAAAUUACUCAAACCAAUGGCUCCUACACUUGCCGAUCCAUUCAGUGAUUCCUCAGCUCUUACUGAUUUCGUUAUCAAUCAAGGGAAUGGAGUUAAAGGUUUGUCUGAAAUGGGACUCAGAGCCCUCCCUAAGCGAUAUAUCCAACCUGUGGAAGAAAGGAUGUGUAUGACCAACAUCAUAGUCCAAGAAUUCAUUCCCAUCAUUGAUAUGUCAAAGUGGGAAGACCCCAAAGUGGCGAAAUCAAUUUGUGAUGCUGCAUCAAAAUGGGGUUUCUUCCAGAUUGUUAACCAUGAUGUGCCUGUCGAAGUGCUGGAGAAGGUUAAAGAUGCUACUUAUAGGUUCUUUGGGUUACCUGCUGAGGUAAAAAAUAAGUAUUCCAAGGAACAUUCCUCUUCAAACAAUGUAAGAUUUGGCACAAGUUUUAGCCCUCAAGCAGAGAAGGCUCUCGAGUGGAAAGAUUACCUUAGCCUGUUUUACGUCUCUGAAGAAGAGGCUUCUGCAUUGUGGCCUUCUGUCUGCAGGGAGCAAGUGCUAGAUUACAUGAAAAAGUCUGAAGUUGUCAUCAAACAGCUAUUGCAGGUGUUAAUGAAAGGUCUGCAUGUGAAUGAGAUUGAUGAAACAAAAGAAUCGUUGUUGAUGGGUUCAAUGAGGACUAACCUUAACUACUAUCCCAUCUGUCCAAGCCCUGAACUCACCGUUGGAGUAGGGCGUCACUCUGAUGUCUCGACUCUCACAAUUCUCCUUCAAGAUGAGAUUGGGGGACUUUAUGUAAGAGGAAACCAGGGUGAUAACUGGAUCCAUGUUCCUCCAAUCAAAGGUUCCCUUGUGAUCAAUGUUGGAGAUGCAUUGCAAAUAAUGAGCAAUGGCAGGUACAGGAGUGUUGAACAUCGUGUGGUCGCCAAUGGAAGAAAGAACAGAAUUUCUGUCCCCAUUUUUGUCAAUCCUAGACCAGGUGAUAUGAUAGGACCAUUGCCUGAAUUGGUCGCAAGCGGUGAGAAGCCAAUUUACAAGCAAGUUCUUUAUUCAGAUUAUGUUAAACAUUUCUUCCGCAAGGCGCAUGAUGGGAAGAAAACAGUUGAAUUUGCUGAACUCUAAAACAUAAUUCUUUCUUAUGUUCUUCAGCCAUUGUAAGCUUGGUAAUUUCUUGUAGAAAAAAGUUGAUAAAAUAAACUGUACGCAUAAAUGGAUAAUAGAUGCUUCAGGAUAAGGUCAGAAACUGGCCAUAAGCAAAAGAUGUAUCUUGUAUGAAGCCCAAAAAAUUUAUUUAAACAAUACAUUUUUUAUUAAAUUUAA
Molecule: messenger RNA, 1375 nt
Organism: Durio zibethinus
Lineage: Eukaryota; Viridiplantae; Streptophyta; Magnoliopsida; Malvales; Malvaceae
Product: feruloyl CoA ortho-hydroxylase F6H1-3-like
Source: RefSeq, a predicted model, not a curated record